UUAUAUAUUCUAUUCACACUAUUUUGGAUUGAAAUUUUCGUCCGAACUCACCUUGACUGUCCAUGUUGUUGGCUCGGUUUGUGUUCGCUUGUUGUUUUGGCGAUCAAUUCCUUAUUUUAGCUAUCGUAAAUAAAGCUUUUCUUCUUUGAUUUUACUCCGUAACAUCUUAACAGGAAUAGUAGUGCAGAGGCUCGACAAUUCCUCGAUAAAUGCUGCCGGUAUUUUAGCCUUUUCCUUCAUCUAAUAUCAACCACCGCACCAGGUGAAAAUGGUUGCCCCAUUAAGCAACUGUUUUGGCCUUGUAGACGGAACGGUGCGACCAAUAUCGCGUCCAGGCCAAAACCAAAGAAUUGUAUAUAAUGGUCAUAAAAGAGUGCACUCUUUAAAGUUUCAGUCAGUGGCGCUGCCUAACGGCCUUAUCGGACACAUGUAUGGCCCAGUCGAGGGCAAAAGACAUGAUGCAUUUAUGCUGAUGGAAUCCAAUAUUUUGCAUGAAUUAGAAAACAAUGCAUUCUCCCCUACUGGUCAGGCGAUGUGUAUGUAUGGGGACCCUGCGUACCCAUUGAGGGUACACCUUCAAGCCCCUUUCCGUAAUGGAGUUUUGACCCCCAUGAUGGAAGAGUACAACUCAAGAAUGAGCUCAGUACGGUCGUCAGUAGAAUGGUUGUUUGGAGAAAUCAUCAACGACUUCAUAUUCUUGGACUUCAAAAAGAACCUGAAACUUAACCUUAGUUGUGUUGGAAAAAUGUACCUUGUUUGUGCAUUUCUUGAGAAUGUAAUAACCUGCUUGUAUGGAAACACUACUUCAGAGUUCUUUGGUCUUGACCCUCCCUCAAUAUACUACUACUUAAAUUAAAACA
Messenger RNA from Nematostella vectensis (starlet sea anemone), 860 nucleotides. RefSeq lists its product as uncharacterized. The coding region runs from base 269 to 856 and encodes 195 amino acids. NCBI's taxonomy places the organism in Eukaryota, Metazoa, Cnidaria, Anthozoa, Actiniaria, Edwardsiidae. The transcript has 2 exons. The record is from RefSeq and is a predicted model, not a curated record.